AGGGAUUAAAAAAUUUGAAAAAUGAAUGAACAAUUAAUAUCAAUUGAUAUUAACAUUAGUAAAUUAUUGGAUUGGUUAAUUAGCCGUCGACAUUGUUCAAAAGAUUGGCAAAAAAGUAUAUUAGAAAUUCGUGAAAAAAUUAAUAAUGCAAUUCAAGAUAUGCCUGUACAUGAUGGAAUUGUUAAAUUAUUAACAGGAACACAUAUUAAUUAUUUUCAUUGCUUGAAAAUUAUUGAAAUUUUAAAAGAAACUGAAGCUGAUAGUAAAAAUUUAUUUGGACGAUAUGGUUCACAACGUAUGAAAGAUUGGCAAGAGAUUGUACGACUCUAUGAAAGAGAUAGUAUUUAUUUAGCAGAAGCGUCACAAAUGUUGAUGCGAAAUAUUAGUUAUGAAAUACCAAGUAUUAAGAAACAAAUUGCAAAAUUAGAAGCAUUAAAAGUUGAAUGUAAUAAAAAAGAAUUGGAUUAUGCAAAAGCUGAAAAAAGUAUACAUAAUGUAUUUUCAACACAAUGUAAACAAUUAGGAAUAGCUGGAAAAAAUAUUAAACGUGAAUUAGUUGAUUUAUUAUCUGAGUUACCGAAAAUAUAUGAUACAGCUGCAGAUAGUGCGAAAUCGUUAAAGCCAGCCAUUGAAUUAUACGAAGCAUUCUUAGAAUUUACAACGAGUGUAGAAAAUCAACAGACACAUUUUCCUCUAUUAAGAUAUAUUAUAGAACAUGGCAAUACAACAAUAUACGAAUGGACAUAUGGGGAAGUACCAAUCACAAUUGAAGAACCCCCUUUAAAUAUCAGUUUUGAUGAUGAACCACUUCAAACGGAUAAUACGAUUGAUUUUGGUGAAAUAAGCAAUGAUACUAUCGAUUUUAACAAUAUCGAUGCCAGUACUAUUGAUUUUGGCGAUGUAGAUGGUGAAAUUGAUUGGGGUAUAUCAUCUGGUGGUGAUAAUAAUCAAGUAAUUGAUGAAAUUGAUUUCAAUAUAAAUUUAGAAGAAUCUGGUAUUGUUGUUGAAGAUGCUGGUAUUCAAGGAGGUGUCGCAGCUGGAAAUGAAGCGUACACAGUACUUGAUAAUCCUACAACCAGAGGACGGUACAUUGAUGAAUUAAUGGAGUUAGAAGCAUUUUUAAAGAUGCGAUUAUAUGAAUUGAGUAUUACAAAUUCAAUGGAUGCUUUGUCACAAUUACAAGCAACUGGAUCCGCAACUUUACAAUUACAAACUACUGAAUCCGUUACAGAUUUGUUGCUCUCUGUGCAAGGAGCUUUGGCUAGCGUAACAAAUAAUAGAAUUCAACAUUUGCAUAGUGUCAAACACUCUCCAAAAUAUGUAGAUUAUUUAGCGUAUUCGCUUAAACAAAAAUUGACAGCUGUAGAAAAAACAAAGGCAUCACAACAAGCGAUUAAAGCAAGGCGUGAGGAAGCUUCACAACAAAUAUUAAAUUUACAACCGGUUCUUUCUUUAGUAAUUGAUAAAACAAAGGAAUUACAAAAACAGGUUGAAGAUGAUAUUUCUAAGAGAUAUAAAAAUAGAGAAGUUAAUUUACUUGGUGGAGUGUUUUAGUUAACAAUAUUAAUAUGUAAAUUUUUUAUCA
Molecule: messenger RNA, 1585 nt
Organism: Chrysoperla carnea
Lineage: Eukaryota; Metazoa; Arthropoda; Insecta; Neuroptera; Chrysopidae
Product: CDK5RAP3-like protein
Exons: 9
Coding region: 22-1554 (510 amino acids)
Biological process (GO): regulation of mitotic cell cycle; regulation of cyclin-dependent protein serine/threonine kinase activity
Cellular component (GO): endomembrane system
Source: RefSeq, a predicted model, not a curated record